AUGGCUAGAAGUUUAGCCACACAAGGAUGGCCGCUCUUGAUUCGAAAUGCCAGGUCUACCUCGGAGCAGAUCGCCAACUUGAAAGGCCUUAAGAAUGAAAUCGUUGGACAUGCUUUAAAGAAAGAAAUGGUUGUAACCAUGGGCCUUGUGGAACCUGUCGUACGCCUAUGUUUCAAUAAGUCGGUUCCCAAAAAUCAGGACGGAAAGGCACACGACCAUAGUUAUGCGAUCCGACCAUCACAAGAAGAGGAGGAGGAAAUGCUUCGACUGCAAGCUCUUCAAGUCUUAGGAAGCCUUGCAUAUGGUGGUCCAGCUUUCCUUGCGCCAUUACACUAUGGCUCUGCGCUCCCAGCUAUCCUAUCGAACUUUUGCCCAUCGAAUAACCCACCACAAACAGUUCUCGCAGCACUUCGGGCCUUAACCAAUCUUGCAGAAUCUGCAAUGCUUGCCACAAGUGCACAUCCUAUCACCAUCAAAUCUCUGGCAGCAGCGUUAUUUACACGCCCGCAUCUUGCCUCGCUAACCCGCAUCAUUUCCCAAACAUCAUCAUCACACAUUAUACAAAAUCAGAUCUCGUUGGCGGCAUCACUUAUAGCUCGAAUAUGCUUGCAGGAGUCUCACCAACAAAGUCUAGCAACCUCCGGCGUUCUGGAUGCUUUGGCUGUGAAAUUAGCCAGCUUUGUUGUGGCUCAGGGACUGGUUAUUCCAGGUGCAGAUAUUAUUGCGCAUAGGGACGGACUACUGGAAUACUUCCCCCAAGCUUCGCCCUCAAACGUCAGUUUUCCGGCAAUUUUAGAGGCUCUAGCUAGUAUUGUAGCCGAAUCCAAGUUGAGAGCUUCACAACUACUUUAUCACCCAUCAAUUAUGGCCGUAUUCCCAUCGAUUCCAGCAGGGGAGGAACCGGUCCCGCAACACUCGAGGGCUGCUUGGAAUACGUUCAAUACAGCAUGUUUAGGCUCAAAGCAAGGCCAAUUGAAUGCUAUUGAUUACCUACUCCCGAUCAUUCCACAACAUCCAAUUAAGAGCGCACAGGCUUCCGCAUUUCCGCCACUUGGUUCAUCAAGCUCUCGGGAACCUCCCAAUGGUCGUGGAAAGUCUAGUUCUGCCUCCACAUGGGGCGGCGCCCCGGAUCGCAAUGGUUCGCCACCGGAAAGUCAAGUGGUUCCAGAUGAAUCUGAAACCCCCAUGGUUGCAUACUUGAUAUUUAUCAUGAGGUCACGACAAGGCAAGGAGAGACUUAUGGCUGCAUAUCUGCUAACAGUUCUGUUUCGAGCUGGUCUUAUCAACAAAGUCCGAGAACCGACAUUAGCUUUGUUAGUCGUGCCGCUUCUUGUGCAGAUGUUGAAUGAACAGUCCACUCCAGUGAGGUCUAAGGAUGCUUCUCAUGAUCAUGAAACGUUGAGAAUUGAGUGGUCAAUCACAGAAAUGGCUCCACGAAUAUUAUCCUUACUGAUUACGGAUAGCGAACAUCUCCAAAAGGCCACUUUUCAAAACAAAGCAAUGCCCAAGCUAUCUAAAUUGAUAAAAUUGGCUUAUGAGCCUGUACCAGACAGUGAAAAUGCCCAAUUCUGGUCACCUAUUCAGUCGAAUGAGACCGAGGAUUAUGUGGAACAAACCCCAUCCUCACGUCUUGGCGAUGCUGGUCAAUCUGCUCUCCUUGUCCACAAAAUAAAAGUAAGAGAAAGCGUGUUGAGAGCUAUAGCCUCUCUUGUUCCUUUCAAAGAAGAACACCGAAAGUCCGUCGUGGAUAAUGGUAUCAUUCCUUAUAUUGUCGAAUCGCUAAACCCUAGCCCCCAAAAACCAUCAACCAAAGUCAAUGAUAAAGGUGACAAAACAGAAAAGAAACCCGAAUCAGGCGACGUUGAGGGUAAGCAGGAUGGUUACGGGAUCAACCACGUGGGCGUCCUUAUCGCUGCUUGUACCGCUACCCGCGCCUUGGCAAGAUCGGUCUGUAUACUUCGGACUACCUUGAUUGAUAAUGGGGUGGUUGCACCAAUUUUUCCCCUUCUCACUCACUCAGAUGUCGAAGUCCAGAUUGCCGCUACAGCUGCAGUCUGCAAUCUUUUGACUGACGUUGCCCCAAUGAGAGAGAGUUUCAUGGAAUGUGGGGUACUUAGGAUCCUUUGUGAACAGGCGCACUCGACCAACGCAAAGCUUCGUCUGAAUGCUACCUGGGCACUCAAACACUUUGUUUGUGGUGUCGGCAAUGAGGCCAAAAGAAAGUGUUUAGAGGAGUUAGGUUCUGGGUGGUUAGACCACCUCAUUUGUAACGAUACAGAAGAUGAAGCACUUCUCAAAGAAAGCAGUUAUAGCACAGCCUCUGGGCAUGAUGAUGCUAUGGACGAAGAUGUGGAGAUGAGUCAGUUUGAAACACCAAUGAAUGGCUCAUUCCCAGCCCAUAGCAACUCCAGAUCUAGUAGUAGCAAUCGCAGCAAAAGCUUACAGCAAGCAGAAGCUAAACUUGCAGCUCUAAGGGAAGCUGAACUAAACCCUGCUAAAAAGGCCAGAAAAGACGAUCUUGCUGUUCAAGAACAAGGUCUGGAUUUCAUACGAAAUUUGAUUUCAAGUGCAGGAUCAGGUCAUGGUGGCACUGCAGAAAAUACUGAGAUGAUUGACUUUCUUUUCAAUUCUUUGGGUCAAGAUCGAGUUUUCGAUAUUCUGGCAUCCAAGCUUCGACCAAAGAUCAUCAAUAUUCCCUCCAACGCUAAUCGCCGAGAUUCUAAUGCACAAGAAAAGAAAGUCAUCACCCCCCAACCAGAGAUUAUUGUCGCUGUCGUUUAUAUUCUUGUUCAUAUGGCCGCCAGCAUCCCUCAGCAUCGUCAAAUCGUCAUCGCCCAAACUGAACUCCUUAAACUUCUCGUUCCUCACUUCACUAACAAAGCUUACGAAGUACGCGUCGCUUUGUGCUUUUUGGUCUCUAACCUUACCUGGGUAGAUGAUUCGAAUGAUGGACCUGCUUGCGCACAACGCGUACAUAACUUGAAACAACUUGGUAUCCUCGAAAAAAUUGAAAAUCUGGAACAUGAUCCAGAAUUGGAUGUGAGAGAAAGAGCUAAAGUUGCUCUUUGGCAGAUGAAAGCUCCAGUUUUCAGCUGA
Botrytis fragariae is the source of this 3096-nucleotide messenger RNA. Its product is annotated as putative armadillo repeat protein. The transcript has 3 exons. Gene Ontology annotation, biological process: proteasome-mediated ubiquitin-dependent protein catabolic process. Lineage: Eukaryota; Fungi; Ascomycota; Leotiomycetes; Helotiales; Sclerotiniaceae. Gene Ontology annotation, cellular component: GID complex. The coding region runs from base 1 to 3096 and encodes 1031 amino acids. The record is from RefSeq and is a predicted model, not a curated record. Gene Ontology annotation, molecular function: protein binding.